Messenger RNA from Nicrophorus vespilloides, 1296 nucleotides. Its product is annotated as UPF0046 protein C25E10.12. NCBI's taxonomy places the organism in Eukaryota, Metazoa, Arthropoda, Insecta, Coleoptera, Silphidae. Gene Ontology annotation, molecular function: hydrolase activity. The transcript has 3 exons. The coding region runs from base 182 to 1069 and encodes 295 amino acids. The record is from RefSeq and is a predicted model, not a curated record.
GAAUAAACAAUGAACUGACAGAUGUCAAAAAAAUAUAAACAUCUGUCACGUUGAGUGUGCUACAAAUCUACAAUUAGAAUGGCAUGAAUGUAAAAAGUAAGAUGUUUUUAAACAUUUGCAAUAAAUAAAAAUGCUCAAUUAUAUAACUAAAACGGUAAAUACUCGCAAUUAAUUUGGAAUCAUGGAUAUUGAAGUGCAUCCAUUGACAAAUAACCCCACAGAAGCUUGGGCUGAGAUAUUUCGGUCCCAGAAGGUCUUCAAGCUGAAUGUAAAAAUACCAACGAAACCUGCAGAGCCAAACAAGCUGAGAUUUGUAUGUAUGAGUGAUACCCAUUCACUUAUACACAACAUAAAGUAUGACAUACCAGAGGGAGAUGUUUUCAUUCAUGCUGGAGACUUUACAAAAUGUGGACAGAAGGAAGAAGUUAUUGAGUUCAACAAUUGGUUAGGUACAUUGCCACAUAAAUACAAAAUAGUCAUAGCUGGAAACCAUGAGCUCAGUUUCGACUCCAAUUUUAUCCAUUGUUUUAAACAAAGCUCCAAUUCAAGGCACACUGGAUGCUUUGAAAAUGAAGAAAUCCCUAACUAUGGAAAGAAGAACUCCAACAUUGGUGAUGCAGUUAAGACUGACAAUAUUAGGCAGUAUUUAACAAAUUGUAUUUAUCUUGAGGAUGAAUCCUAUGACAUUUGUGGUAUUAAAUUAUAUGGAUCCCCAUGGCAACCUGCUUAUGGCAAUUGGGCUUUCAACUUGAGCCGAGGUGAUGAAUGCCUAAAUAAAUGGAAUAAUAUUCCUACAGCAAUUGAUAUUCUAAUCACUCAUACACCACCCUUAGGACAUGGGGAUUUUACUUGUUCUGGGGUGAGAGCUGGCUGUGUGGAACUGUUUACAACAGUUCAAAAUAGAGUUAAACCCAAAUACCAUGUUUUUGGGCAUAUCCAUGAAGGUUAUGGAGUAACCUCAGAUGGUAAAAUAAUAUUCAUCAAUGCUUCAACUUGUGACAUAAACUACAUACCAAAUAAUCCACCAGUAGUUUUCGAUGUAGCUUUGCCUGCAGGUAGAAGUAAAUAACUUCAUUGUCUAUUUAUAAAAAUGCGCUUUAAUUUAUUUUGUAUAAGAAAAAAAAAGAAUGAUCAUUUGUUUUGUAAUUAAUUUUUACUUGUAAUAAACACAAUAAGGUGCUCCACUACACUGCAAAUCAGUCUCACUUGCAUCAUGAAAUGAAAACAUCUCAGCGUAUCCAUAAAAAAAAAGAAACAAUGAGAAGAAAAACAGAGGGAUAAACAAUUGAUUUGUAG